This is a messenger RNA of Hyaloscypha bicolor E, 630 nucleotides long. RefSeq lists its product as uncharacterized. The coding region runs from base 1 to 630 and encodes 209 amino acids. Gene Ontology annotation, biological process: Golgi to plasma membrane protein transport; protein localization to Golgi apparatus; Golgi to endosome transport. NCBI's taxonomy places the organism in Eukaryota, Fungi, Ascomycota, Leotiomycetes, Helotiales, Hyaloscyphaceae. The record is from RefSeq and is a predicted model, not a curated record. The transcript is spliced from 2 exons. Gene Ontology annotation, cellular component: Golgi membrane; trans-Golgi network.
AUGGCGCGACGAAGACGUCCCCCACGACCAGGCGCGCUAACCGAACUCCCACCCCUCAAAAUCCUCACGCAGAUAGUGCUACUGCAGGUGGUUUGGUACGCGGUGGGGACACUGCUAAUACUGUUCACGGCGCUUGUGGCCGGGAAGAAGUUUAGUUUUGAUUUGGUAUUGAGCUGGAGGAGCUUGAGGGGUGAUACGACGGUUGGGUGGAUGCUGGGGUUGGUUUGGUUGUUGAAUUCGGUCGUUGGGGCAGUAUCAAUACUUCUUCUUAUAUCAAGAAGUAAAUUAGUCCCCGACUUCGCGCUCACACUCCACUUCAUACACCUGGUCGUGGUAUCCGCAUAUUCGAAGUCCGUUCCGCAAAACAUGUUAUGGUGGGCUCUACAGGUGGCCAGCGCGGCGAUGAUGACUAGUCUCGGGGUAUGGAGUUGCCAGUAUCGAGAGCUAAGGCCGAUAAAUUUUGGUGGGUCAGCGCAGAAUACGACGGGAGAGAGUUCGAUGGCUGCGUCGACAAAUGAAGCCGGGGAUGGGGAACAAGAAUACGGACGUGGCAGGGGAAGAGGCAGAGGCAGAGAUGGAGCAGGGGAAUACGAGAUGGUGGGUAUGAAAGCGGAUGGAGAGGCUACUUGA